This is a messenger RNA of Penicillium cosmopolitanum, 1233 nucleotides long. Its product is annotated as acyltransferase family protein. The coding region runs from base 1 to 1233 and encodes 410 amino acids. Gene Ontology annotation, cellular component: membrane. Lineage: Eukaryota; Fungi; Ascomycota; Eurotiomycetes; Eurotiales; Aspergillaceae. Gene Ontology annotation, molecular function: acyltransferase activity, transferring groups other than amino-acyl groups. Gene Ontology annotation, biological process: polysaccharide biosynthetic process. The transcript is spliced from 3 exons. The record is from RefSeq and is a predicted model, not a curated record.
AUGAAGCUAACGCUAGAUAAUCUGCUCCAGGGCCUUCGUGGAAUCGCCUCUUUCCUAGUCGUUCUCACCCACCUCGCCCGCGCCUGGGAUUACGACCUCUUCUCCCCACGAGAUAACGAAGAUGUCGCUCCGAGAAUUCUUCAAUGGCCUAUUCUGCGCAUUCCCUGGCAAGGCCGUAUUGGAGUAACUAUAUUCGCAUUUUUGACCGGCUACGUCUGUGGCCUGAAACCUCUCAAACAAUCACGCGCCGGCGAUAUUAUGGGGGCAUUUACAACGAUAUCUAAAAGUGCUUUCCGCAGGCCUCCACGCUUGAUAUUCCCUGCCACAAUUGCUCUGGUAAUCUCUUGGGUCGUUGCUCAGUUUGGAGGCUUUGUUGUGGCCAAUCGAUCAGAUUGUUGGUGGUGUCGGUAUGCGGCUCCGGAGCUGGAAGACUCGCUUUGGGAUGAGAUUCUUCGUUUGGGGAAGAAUUUCUUGUCAACGUGGACAACUGGGUAUAUGGCAUAUGACGAUCAUCAGUGGGCGCUACUGCCCCUUUUGAAGGCAUCUAUGCUUGUAUACAUUCUGCUGUUUGCUACGAUGUUCAUGCGAUUCCGGUACAGGAUGAUGGUUUAUAUCGGGAUGAUGCUAUAUUUCCACCAGGAUGCUGCGAAGGAUACUGAGACAUUCCAACUGCAAGCAGUCUACGGCAUACUCCUCAGCGAUCUCUCCUAUUCAACAACAGUCAAAACCUGGAUUGAAAACCACCCCUACGGCCGAAAAGCAAUUUCCAUCCCAUUAGCAUUCAUCGGCCUCUUCAUCGCCUCUUAUCCAGGCGAGCAUCCAGAAUGGUCCUCAUGGUCAAACUGCCUCCUCAAAAUAGCAGAAUACAUAUUUCCCCCCGGACUCCUCCUAUGGCUGGGCAAGCAAAGCUUCGCCGUCUAUCUAAUCCAUGGCACAUUAUUGCGCGUUGUGCUCGUUUGGAUGCUCUACGGUAUCAGCGGACAGCCGUGGAAUGGAAGUGAAGCCGGUACCGACGAUGAACGAGAUUGGAUACCCCUCCGUCCGCCGGUGGUAGUUGCUCUCUGCAUUCCGAUUUGGAUAGGAAUUGUGUAUGCUUGUGCUGCGGCGUGGACGGCAUAUGUUGAUACAUUUUGUGCUUCCUUGACGCAGAAGGUUGAGCGGGCUGCGUUUGUGGAGGAUGAAAAGGCUCCCUUGCCUUUACCACUUGUUUCGGUUCCUAUGCAGACUGCUUGA